Gasterosteus aculeatus aculeatus (three-spined stickleback) is the source of this 2588-nucleotide messenger RNA. It is a transcript of the gene prepl, whose product is annotated as prolyl endopeptidase like. Gene Ontology annotation, cellular component: cytoskeleton; Golgi apparatus. Gene Ontology annotation, molecular function: serine-type endopeptidase activity. The record is from RefSeq and is a predicted model, not a curated record. Gene Ontology annotation, biological process: proteolysis. NCBI's taxonomy places the organism in Eukaryota, Metazoa, Chordata, Actinopteri, Perciformes, Gasterosteidae.
UAGAAUGCUGUCAACGGUUAACCUACAACUGCUGGUCUGAUGAAUAUCCCAGAUUAAAAUACAGGGCCUAUUUUGUAUAUGAAACGUGUAAACGGUUACUACCGUGGCAGUGACCGAUAUUACCCCACCGGGCAGUGACAGUUAGCUUCUUAAACCCACAUGAGCGCAGCUAGCAUGUGCGCAGCUGAUUGACGUUAGUUGGAAUCGCCGUGAUGUUCAUUCGCUCCUCUCUGCUGUGUUCACCGGCUCGUCUCCUCUCCACCCCUCGUUCGGGGUUUCGGGAGCUCGCCGCAUGCAAGCGGAUAACGUGUCUCCGCCUGUCCGCGCAGCGCCGCCGCACCUCGGACACUUCAAACUCCUCCAUUGAUCAUCCGAGCUCUGGACUUGAAAAGUACAAAGAUUUGCAGAAGUACUUCAACCGGAGACUGAAGGCAGCGUACCGCAGGUUCUCCCACGCACCCGAUCACUCAUCCGUCCGUGGACAUCACCAUGAGUAUUCCAUCCGGAGCGAUGGCAUCUACAGGAUGGACCAAAGACAGAGUCAGCCGGUGCCGGAGCAAGUGCUUAGUUUCAGGCAAGUCUCUGGACAGGAGGAGAAGACGGUACUCGACAAUGGAGAGAGGAUUCAGUGGACUGUCCAGAGAAUACGUCUGUCCCCGCUGGAAAAACAUCUUGCUGCAACACUAAAAGCUACUCACAAAGAAAAGCUUAGGUGUGUGGUUGUGAGACUUGGAAAGGGAAAUUCUCCACCUCUGGAUCCCCCGCACGUCGUACUCACACUGGAUGAAGUCUUGAGCUUUGAGUGGGCCACAGAUGAGGUCCUGUUCUACACGACUCUGGAGGGUCUGCGCUGCAGCAGGGUCUCUCGGCUGGACCUGACCGCCAGUGGAAGCAGGAGCACUUCUGUGUAUGAGGAAUCGCAUCCUGAUGUGUUUGUGGAGGUUUCCCUGUCAAGAGACAGACGGAUGCUCAGCAUCAACUGCAGCAGCAGGACCAGUUCAGAGGUGCUGCUAGUCGACACAACGACGUCACAUUUAGAGCCUUUCCUGGUUCAGCGUCGCCAGCUGGACCUCCUGUACCACGUGGAGCACUGGAGGAAGGGUCUGAUUAUACUGACUAAUACAGGGCCUGGACAAGAAUAUCAGGUGGUACAGGCUCCCCCCUCGGAGCCCCACAUGGUCUCUUGGGAGCCUUUGUUCGCCCCUGACCCUGGCACUGCCAUCAAAGACAUGGAUGUGGUCGGCGACCACUGUGUGUUAGUUGCCAGAACACCAGCCGGUGAACUCAUCCUGGUCGUGGUCCCGCUGACCCGUCACAAGGAGGCGUACACUGUACAGCUCCCCUCCUGGGCCUGUGCCAUCCACACCAAGAAACCAGGUGUGGCCGACCAACGCAGUGUGUUCGAGUUCUUCAUUUCAUCUCCUGUCCACCUGCCCGUGUCCUACUGUCUGUACCCUGAGGACGGGCUACUUUCAUCAGGCAGCGGAGAUGGGACCUCCCUGGAGACCCAGGGCAAUUAUACCCCCACACACUUAGAGGCCUGCCACCAAGAUGGGACCAUGGUGCCGAUCACACUGUUUCAUUCAAAACCUGUGGAGCGUUUGCGUCAGGCGCCACUCCUGGUCCAUGUCUACGGAGCUUAUGGCAGAGAUCUCAACAUGGAGUUCAGCCCAGAGAAAAGGCUGCUGCUGGAGCAGGGCUGGACUCUGGCCUACUGCCACAUUAGGGGUGGAAGCGAGCGCGGCCUGUUCUGGCAACGGCAAGCUCGCGUAGAGGGGAAGCAGCGAGGCGUGGAGGACCUCCGGGCCUGUCUCCAUCACCUCUUCUCUUCGGGAGUCUCAUCUCCUUCACUCACUGCGCUCGCAGCCUGCAGUGCUGGUGCCGUGCCAGUGGGGGCGCUGUGCAACAGACACCCACACAUGAUGCGGGCUGUCGCGCUGCAGGCUCCUUUCCUGGAUGUGUUGGGAGCGAUGGAGGAUCCCAGCCUGCCUCUAACUUUGGAGGAUAGGGAAGAAUGGGGCGACCCAGUAGCAAACGCACAACAUCGACUUACCAUCUCGUCAUACUGUCCCCUUCAGAACAUUACCCCUCAGUGCUACCCGUCGAUUCUUCUGACGGCAUACAGCGAUGAUCCCAGGGUUCCUCUGGCAGGCGUCCUCCGGUACACUGAGCUGUUAAAAAAGGCGCUUCGCACACACUUCACCAUGAACCCAGAGUCCGAAAGUGAACCGGCACCAAACGUAGUUCUGAAUGUUCAACCUGGAGCAAAUCACCACGGGCCGGAGGACUUUGAGUUGAUGCUGGAGGAGGAAGCCCUCACACUAGCAUUCCUCCACGCAGAGCUCGGCCUGGAUCCUCCGCGGGCUCCUCGCAGGAGGAAGAGGCAGCACAGCUAACAAUCUAACAAGAACGACCUAAACAUCUACCAAUAUGACAACCAAUAUGAAUGUUUAAUGACAUUGACAGUGAAUGGAUGUGCAGUGGUUCUCUUUAUUAUACCACGUCAACCUCAUAACGAGGAGGCGUGAAAAAAGAAUCUUGAUCAUUCGAUUGCGGCUGUUAACUUUGAAUAAAGUGAGUGACGUUCA